CAUCGAAUCUCCGAUUCUUCAAGUUCCGUUAAAGAGUCGGAUUUUAUCGGGCUAUGUUCUAUUUCAGGUGAGGGAUCAGGAAUAAUCGUUUCUUCAGGAAUGUUAGUAUCCUCACUCUGUGAGUCGAUAGGUCGCGGAAUAUCUUUGUAG
Messenger RNA from Acaulospora morrowiae, 150 nucleotides. Lineage: Eukaryota; Fungi; Glomeromycota; Glomeromycetes; Diversisporales; Acaulosporaceae. The record is from the annotation of a GenBank genome assembly.